AUGUCGAAGAUCACAGUCGCUAAUGUCCGGACGCAAGUCUCCGAGCUCUUGGAGUACUCCAACGAGACCAAGAAGCGCAACUUCCUCGAGACCGUCGAGCUCCAGAUCGGCCUGAAGAACUAUGACCCCCAGCGUGACAAGCGUUUCUCUGGCACCAUCAAGCUGCCUUCCAUCCCCCGCCCCAACAUGGCUGUCUGCAUUCUUGGUGACCAGCACGAUAUCGACCGUGCCAAGCACGGUGGUGUCGAUGCCAUGUCCGCUGAUGACUUGAAGAAGCUGAACAAGAACAAGAAGCUCAUCAAGAAGCUCGCCCGCAAGUACGACGCCUUCGUCGCUUCCGAGGCCCUCAUCAAGAUGAUCCCUCGUCUCCUCGGCCCCGGUCUGUCCAAGGCCGGCAAGUUCCCCACCCCCGUCUCCCACUCCGACGACCUCACUGGCAAGAUCAACGAGGUCAAGUCCACCAUCAAGUUCCAGCUCAAGAAGGUUCUGUGCAUGGGUGUCGCCGUCGGCAAUGUCGAGAUGACCCAGGAGCAGCUCGUUGGCAACAUCAUGCUCGCCAUCAACUACCUCGUCUCUCUCCUGAAGAAGGGCUGGCAGAACGUCGGUAGCCUUACCAUCAAGGCUACCAUGUCUCCUCCCAAGCGCCUGUACUAA
This is a messenger RNA of Fusarium falciforme, 654 nucleotides long. Its product is annotated as Ribosomal protein. Lineage: Eukaryota; Fungi; Ascomycota; Sordariomycetes; Hypocreales; Nectriaceae. Gene Ontology annotation, molecular function: RNA binding; structural constituent of ribosome. The transcript has 3 exons. Gene Ontology annotation, biological process: translation. The record is from RefSeq and is a predicted model, not a curated record. Gene Ontology annotation, cellular component: large ribosomal subunit. Bases 1 to 654 code for a protein of 217 amino acids.